This is a messenger RNA of Neopsephotus bourkii (Bourke's parrot), 4002 nucleotides long. It is a transcript of the gene SLC4A7, whose product is annotated as solute carrier family 4 member 7. The coding region runs from base 190 to 3939 and encodes 1249 amino acids. The record is from RefSeq and is a predicted model, not a curated record. Lineage: Eukaryota; Metazoa; Chordata; Aves; Psittaciformes; Psittacidae. Gene Ontology annotation, cellular component: plasma membrane; apical plasma membrane; basolateral plasma membrane. Gene Ontology annotation, molecular function: solute:inorganic anion antiporter activity; monoatomic anion transmembrane transporter activity; sodium:bicarbonate symporter activity. Gene Ontology annotation, biological process: bicarbonate transport; transmembrane transport; monoatomic anion transport. The transcript is spliced from 26 exons.
GAGGGAGCCGGCGAGCCGAGUCGGUCUGGGCUCAGCCCCCCCCCGCCCCCCGGUGCGGAGGUAGAAGUCGUGGCCGCCCCGUCCUGAGGGAACCGGCGUCUCCCGCCUCCGCCAGCUGAGUACGGCUCCCGGCGCGCCGUCCGCAUCCCGUUCCGCGCCUUUCUCCCAGCCGCUCUCGGCGGGGCCGCGAUGGAAGAGGAGCGGGCGGGCGAGCAGAUGAGACCGUUGCUCACCACGGGUCACGAUGAAGAAGCUGUUGUGGAUAUGGGCAAAAUCAGCUCUACUAUCAAUACAAACUUUGAGAAGGAAGAACUAGAGAGCCACAGAGCUGUGUAUAUUGGAGUUCACGUCCCAUUUGGAAAGCAGGGCCGUCGACGGCACAGACAUCGUGGGCACAGGCAUCACAAAAGAAAAAAAGAAAAAGAAACUGAUAGAGAGGAUGGCAGAGAAUCUCCAUCAUACGACACGCCAUCCCAACGAGUGCAGUUUAUCUUGGGUACUGAAGAUGAUGAUGAACACAUUCCCCAUGAUCUCUUCACUGAAAUGGAUGAACUUUGCUUCAGGGAUGGAGAAGAAUAUGAAUGGAAAGAAACUGCUAGGUGGCUGAAAUUUGAAGAGGAUGUUGAAGAUGGUGGUGAUCGAUGGAGCAAACCUUAUGUAGCAACUCUGUCUCUGCACAGUCUCUUUGAACUGCGAAGCUGUAUUCUUAAUGGGACGGUCAUGUUGGACAUGAGAGCAAGCACAUUAGAUGAGAUAGCAGAUAUGGUUUUGGACAACAUGAUUGCUUCUGGCCAGCUGGAUGAAUCCAUACGGGAAAACGUGAGACAGGCUCUUCUGAAGAGGCACCAUCAUCAGAAUGAGAAAAAGUUCAGCAAUCGGAUUCCCCUGGUUCGGUCUUUUGCAGAUAUAGGCAAGAAACAUUCUGACCCUCACUUGCUUGAAAGAAAUGGCCUUUCAGCCUCCCGCCACUCUUUGCGAACAGGUCUCUCUGCCUCAAAUAUUUCCCUGAGAGGAGAAAACCGUUUGUCAGUUCUUCUCAAUUACCUUCUUCCUUCUUCGAGAGCUGGAACCCCGUCAGCCUCAAGGUGUACAACCCCUAUAACUACCCCUCAAAACACACCACCCUCCAGUCCAACCUGCAGCCACCUGCCAACCACAAGUGCCCAGCCAAGUCCACCGCAGGGCAAGGAAUUGCUGGUGUCACCUGCCAGUGAUGAUAUUCCUUCAGUAGUAAUCCACCCACCUGAGGAGGACUUAGAAGUGCAGGAAAGCCAUGAAAAGAAGACAAAGGAAAAUACUGACAAAACACCAGGGCUGUUAGCAUCUCCACAAUCAGCACCUGGAUAUUUAGACACUGGGAAAACUGGAGAGGUUAAAGGUACCGGGGCAGGAGGAAGCAGAGAAAAUAGCACAGUUGAUUUUAGUAAGGUUGAUAUGAACUUCAUGAGGAAAAUACCUGCAGGAGCAGAAGCGUCAAAUGUAUUAGUGGGAGAAGUAGACUUUUUAGAAAGACCUAUUAUUGCUUUUGUGAGACUCUCCCCAGCUGUGCUUCUCUCAGGUCUCACAGAAGUUCCGGUUCCUACACGGUUUUUGUUUUUGUUGCUGGGACCAGCAGGAAAAGCUCCACAGUACCAUGAAAUUGGAAGAUCAAUAGCAACACUUAUGACAGAUGAUGUUUUCCAUGAUGUUGCCUAUAAAGCAAAAGACCGAAAUGAUUUGUUGUCAGGAAUUGAUGAAUUUUUAGACCAAGUGACAGUCCUGCCUCCAGGAGAAUGGGAUCCAUCUAUACGAAUUGAGCCACCAAAAAGUGUUCCUUCCCAGGAGAAAAGGAAGGUACCUAAAUUUCCAAAUGGAUCUACUCCUACAGGAGAGACUCUCAAAGAAGAAGGCCAUCAUGCUGGACCUGAACUUGAGAGAACUGGAAGGCUUUUUGGUGGUUUGAUACUUGACAUCCAAAGGAAAGCACCUUUUUUCUUGAGUGACUUCAAGGAUGCAUUAAGCCUGCAGUGCCUGGCCUCGAUUCUUUUCCUAUACUGUGCCUGUAUGUCUCCUGUAAUCACUUUUGGAGGGCUCCUGGGAGAAGCUACACAAGGCAGAAUAAGUGCAAUAGAGUCUCUCUUUGGAGCCUCAUUAACUGGGAUUGCCUAUUCUCUCUUUGCUGGGCAACCUCUUACUAUUCUGGGGAGCACCGGACCAGUUCUAGUAUUUGAAAAAAUAUUAUUUAAAUUUUGUAGGGAUUAUGAUCUUUCCUACCUCUCCCUGCGAACUAGCAUUGGUCUGUGGACUGCAUUUUUAUGCAUAGUGCUUGUAGCCACAGAUGCCAGCAGCCUUGUGUGUUACAUCACUCGAUUUACUGAGGAAGCUUUUGCAGCACUUAUAUGCAUCAUAUUUAUUUAUGAAGCAUUGGAAAAGCUUUUUCAUUUGGGAGAACUGUAUGCCUUCAAUAUGCACAAUGACUUGAGUAAACUGACUUUAUAUUCAUGUGUGUGUGCUGCUCCUGAGAAUCCCAGCAAUGAAACUUUGCGCGUAUGGAGGAAUAUGAAUAAGUCUGUGGAAAGUAUAGCAUGGAGAAAUCUUACAGUUCCUGAAUGUUUAGAAUUGCAUGGUGUGUUUCAUGGAUCAGCUUGUGGGCGUCACGGACCAUAUAUUCCAGAUGUUCUCUUCUGGUCUGUCAUAUUAUUCUUUACAACAUUUUUCCUCUCCUCUUUCCUUAAGCAAUUCAAGACCAAACGCUAUUUCCCAACGAAGGUGCGUUCUACCAUCAGUGACUUUGCAGUAUUUCUGACCAUAGUAAUAAUGGUUUUGAUUGACUAUCUCGUGGGAGUACCUUCUCCUAAGCUUCACGUUCCAGAGAAAUUUGAACCCACUCUAAAAAACCGAGGAUGGUUUAUGGAUCCUCUUGGAAGCAAUCCUUGGUGGACACUUUUGAUAGCUGCUGUUCCUGCAUUACUCUGUACUAUUCUCAUUUUCAUGGAUCAACAAAUAACAGCUGUUAUUAUAAACAGGAAAGAGCAUAAGCUGAAGAAAGGCUGUGGCUAUCAUCUUGAUCUGCUCAUGGUUGGUGUUAUGUUGGGGGUAUGUUCUAUCAUGGGCUUACCGUGGUUUGUUGCUGCAACUGUCCUGUCUAUAAGUCAUGUUAACAGCCUGAAAGUUGAAUCUGAAUGCUCAGCACCAGGAGAGCAACCAAAGUUCUUGGGAAUCCGGGAGCAGCGAGUGACAGGAUUGAUGAUUUUUGUCCUGAUGGGGUUGUCAGUGUUCAUGACCUCAGUGUUAAAGUUUAUUCCAAUGCCAGUUUUGUAUGGUGUCUUUCUUUACAUGGGAGUAUCCUCAUUAAAAGGCAUUCAGUUUUUUGACCGUAUAAAACUGUUUGGAAUGCCUGCCAAACAUCAGCCUGACCUGAUUUAUCUACGUUAUGUGCCACUCUGGAAAGUCCAUAUCUUUACAGUUGUUCAGCUCACUUGUCUAGUUCUGUUGUGGGUGAUUAAAGCCUCUGCAGCUGCUGUUGUUUUCCCUAUGAUGGUUCUAGCUUUAGUGUUCGUUCGCAAGCUCAUGGAUUUAUGUUUCACCAAAAGAGAGCUUAGCUGGCUUGAUGAUCUUAUGCCAGAAAGUAAAAAGAAGAAAGAAGAUGACAAAAAGAAAAAGGAGAAAGAAGAAGCAGAGAGAAUGCUUCAGACAGGGGACAAUGAAAGCGUACACCUUGCAUAUGGAGAAGCAAACUUGGAUUUUCCUGUAAAAAAACUAAAAUACAGCACUGAUCCCUCAAUUGUAAACAUAUCAGAUGAAAUGGCCAAAACUGCACAGUGGAAGGCUCUUGCCAUGAGUACUGAGAAUGCCAAAGUAACCAGAGCUAACCUGAGCCCUGAAAAAACAGAAAGUGUGAAAAUAAACGUGGAAGAUUCACCUGUUGUGAAAUACGUGGAUGCCGAAACAUCUUUGUAGAAGUGAACCAAGGGGAAUUGCGUGUAUUUGUGUGUGUAUAUAUAUAGCUGUAGGAUAUUAUAC